Saprolegnia parasitica CBS 223.65 is the source of this 1582-nucleotide messenger RNA. RefSeq lists its product as hypothetical. Bases 1 to 1431 code for a protein of 476 amino acids. The transcript has 11 exons. Gene Ontology annotation, biological process: isopentenyl diphosphate biosynthetic process, mevalonate pathway. Gene Ontology annotation, cellular component: peroxisome. The record is from RefSeq and is a predicted model, not a curated record. Gene Ontology annotation, molecular function: ATP binding; phosphomevalonate kinase activity. NCBI's taxonomy places the organism in Eukaryota, Oomycota, Saprolegniomycetes, Saprolegniales, Saprolegniaceae.
AUGACGACGACGACGAUGACGCGCGUCUCGGCGCCUGGAAAGGUCUUGAUCGCUGGCGGCUACUUGGUGCUGGAGCCGCAGUACGCUGGCGCCGUUCUCGCCGCUAGCUCUCGCUUCCACACGGCGGUCUCGCUCGAUGCGUCGGCGACGCCGUCGUCUGCGCUGGCGGUGACUGUGCACAGCCCGCAGUUCCACCAAGUGUUGACCGGUGUCCUCUCGGCCGACGCCUUUGAGCUCUCGCCGCAGAGUCCGGCCAACCCGUACGUCGAGAAGACGCUGCAGGUGUGUGCCAAGGCGCUGCACGGCCUUCUUGGCCCAGCGUUCGGCGCCAAGCUGGCGUCGCUGGCGAAAACGCACUCGCUGCGCAUUACGCUCGAAGCCGACAAUGACUUUUACUCGCAAAGUGCGCAGCUACUCGAGCGUGGCCUGCCCGUGACGCGCGAACACCUUGCCAAGCUCCCGGCCUUUCUUCCGUGCCCACUGGACGCCUCUGGGACUCCGGUCAUUGCCAAGACGGGCAUGGGCAGCUCGGCGGCGCUCAUCACGUCGCUCGUCGGUGCCGUCUUGCGCUUUUUUGGUGCAGUGACGCUUCCGACGGCGCAGUCGACGGCGGUGACGCCCGGCGUCGACAUCGUGCACCACCUCGCGCAGAUUGCGCACUCGAUUGCGCAAGACAAGAUUGGCAGUGGCUUUGACGUCUCGGCCGCGGCGUACGGCAACCAGUGCUACAACCGCUUUUCGCCCGAGCGCGUCCAAUCGUUUGUGGCGCAGAAGAAUCUGUCGGCGAUCGCACCGGCCGACCUCGCCGCCUGCAUCCAGUCGCGCUGGGACAACGUCGUCAAACCGUUUGGGCUGCCCCACAACAUGCACAUGAUCAUGGGCGACGUCAACGCCGGGUCGGCCACGGUCUCGAUGGUCCGCCAGGUCUUGGCGUGGAAGAAGGCUGACGCAGCGGGCUCGCACGCCCUCUGGGAAACGCUCAACGCCAAGAACAUGCAGAUCGUCGCCCAAUUUGAAGCCCUCCCGGCGGUGGCCGACGAUGUUUGGGCGCGCCUCGCCGAGGCGCCGUCGACCUCGUGGGUGCACCUAAACGCCGUGCUCGGUGCUGCCUUGCUCGCAAUGCGCGCGACAUUCGAGGAGAUUCGCCACCUCUUGCGGACGAUGGGGUCGGCGGCAGGCGUCGCGAUCGAGCCCGAGGAGCAAACCGCGCUAAUUGACGCGACCAUGCGCGUGCCCGGUGUGCUCUUUGGCGGCGUGCCCGGUGCCGGCGGCAACGAUGCCAUCUUCGCACUCGUGCUGCACCCGUCCGUGCUGCCGCGCGUGGAAACCUUCUGGUCGACGUGGACCGCCACCCGUGUCAGCGCGCUCCUCGUCGACGUGGCCAAGAGCGGUGUCCAAGGUGGGCUACUUGAAGAAGCCGUUGCGAUCUAGCUCCAACGGCCACAGAAAAGCGCACGCCCCGCUGCGUGUCCAUGCAAUGGGCACCUUGGUAAUGCAGUCAAGGCGACGGGUGAUCGUCGACCAACGUCUUGCAAUCCUAAUGUCGCAACACUGACGCACGGCCGUCGCUGGCAAAGCAACG